Molecule: messenger RNA, 564 nt
Organism: Echinostoma caproni
Lineage: Eukaryota; Metazoa; Platyhelminthes; Trematoda; Plagiorchiida; Echinostomatidae
Source: the annotation of a GenBank genome assembly
AUGACAACGUCUGAAGAUGUUCGUACCGUCAUAGUUCCGGUUAGUAGACGAACUCCUCUUCGAAGUGUCUGGGCGUCUAUUGUAGAGGUUCUCACAAAACAACUUAAAUUGAUGGUUUGUUUGAGCACACGCCAGAAGAUAUGGAAAAUUUUUGUCAAAGCUUCUCCCGAAACCAAAGAUCCUCUACAUCUUCAAAAAGGAAUUGAUUUCCUCCAUGCCUAUAUGAAAGGCUUCAAAUAUGAAGAUGCUCUAGCAGUCGUACGUAUCGAUGGAAUAUAUGUUGAAAGCUUUCACAUCAUGGAUGUGAAACAGACCCUGAAGGGCGAUCAUAUGGCUCGGGCCGUUGGUCGCAUUUGUGGAGCCAAAGGUCGGAUACGAUUGUGUGUAGAAAAUGCAACACGAACUCGGAUCAUUGUUGCCGACGAGACAAUUCACAUUCUGGGCAGCAACGAACGGAUCACCGUGGCCCGACGCGCUCUGUGUGACCUGAUUCUCGGUGCACCGCCUAACAAAAUCUUUGGCAAAAUUCGUGCUCACGCGAUCCGGUUGGAUGCGGCGUUGUAG